AUGUUGACCGAGCUCCCAUCACUUACAAAUCUUUCUACAUUUAAUUUGUCUUUGCCAACAACAUCCCCCAGCAUCAGUGAUAUCUAUGCGACACGAAGUCUGGCAAUCAUACAUACUAAUAUAACCACAAUGUUUAUGCAGUUUAGUGGGAUAAUUCAGUAUAUAUGGAUCGAGAGCAACAGCAAUUUGGCCAAUCUCACUUUGACGUUCAACACCGUCGGUAGUCUUACGAUUUCCAAUGUCACUCACAUCAACUUUCUAGGCGGAAGCUGGGUGGACGCCAAUAUCCGUGUUUCUGAUAGAUUGGAUAUCCCCAGUUGUCAAGAAUAUACUCCGUCGGGAUUUCAUGUGUAUCAAGGCUUUGAUUAUAGUAUCCGCGAUUCCAGCACAACUUCUCCGGAUGUUCUCCCCCUACCUGUCGAUGGCGAAUUAGCAAUUACCAACGACUCACGAAUUUCCAAUCUUAAGCUGCGACCAUCCUUGUAUCCAAACAGAUCGGAACCUAUCCAUAGUGGUACCAUCAAUAUCACAAAUUGCCCUUCGUUGAAAAGCCUCGAGGUCUUCAAAGAAGCUCCUAGCCCCUUUGACGACAUGGUCUCCGUAGGUUCUAUGGGUUCCAUACGCUUCACAAAUUGUGUCUCAUUGAAUAGUGUUUCUCUACAAGAUACCAAGAAUAUUGGAGGUUCAUUCAUCCUCUCUGAUUGCCCAGUUCUCAACAAUAUCUCCAUGCCAGCAUUACAAGUUAUCAGCGAAGACUUCAAUAUCACCAACAACUCCAAUCUAAAGACCGUGAGCUUUCCCAGUCUUCAGACAAUUUCCGGACCAUCACAAAUUGAAGGCAACUUCUCCGAGUAAGUCAUGCAACCCGUGUAGUACUUCGUACGAUCGACUCAUUGAUUACAAACACAGUCUCCAAUUCCCAAUCCUCGAACGCGCCACAAAAGGCUUCAGCAUCAAUAUGACAGACAAUUUAUUCACCUGUUCGACAUUCGACGACUUCUACUCAUUGCAUAUCAGAGCCCCUUAUACAUGUUCUGCAUCAAAGUCCACCAAAAACACAGCCGCUGAUGCAGCACCCACCCCAGCAUCGGACCACAAAUCCUCGUCUCUUUCUACAGCAGCUGAGGUGGGGAUCGGGAUUUCCAUUGGCAUUCCACUCCUCGCACUUUUCAUCGGUACGGCAAUAUUCCUCCAGAAAAGGAACAAGAACAAUGGAGUUUUGCCAUCAGUCUCGAGAGAGGUGGAACUCCCACAAGGUGGCCACCAUGAGAUACCGGAACUUGCGUUAUCACGUCCAGGCGCAGGGCUCUCCCAAGGAGGACACCAUGAGAUGACAGAGAUGGCCGCCAUUUCAGGUCCAGGUGAGCUGCCGGCACACCCAUUCGAGCACGAUUCCCCGAUCAUCGCCAAUCAGGAGGCUGAACACGAAACAGAAGAUGUGGAGAGAGAAAGGGAUGCUGACAUGCGAGAGAGGAGGCAAAGAGAAUUGCAAUAG
This is a messenger RNA of Hymenoscyphus albidus, 1495 nucleotides long. The record is from the annotation of a GenBank genome assembly. NCBI's taxonomy places the organism in Eukaryota, Fungi, Ascomycota, Leotiomycetes, Helotiales, Helotiaceae.